This is a messenger RNA of Radiomyces spectabilis, 759 nucleotides long. RefSeq names its product beta-lactamase-like protein. The transcript is spliced from 5 exons. Bases 1 to 759 code for a protein of 252 amino acids. NCBI's taxonomy places the organism in Eukaryota, Fungi, Mucoromycota, Mucoromycetes, Mucorales, Radiomycetaceae. The record is from RefSeq and is a predicted model, not a curated record.
AUGGCCACUUUGCUUGAAAUCAUAUUUCUCGGUACCGGAACCUCCGGAGGUGUUCCCAAUGUCAGUUGCUUGACGGAUCCCGCCCAAUCCUGUCAUGUGUGCCUCUCGGCCGUCACCGAUCAAAGCCGAAAAAAUAUGCGCAAGAACACUUCCCUCAUCGUCCGAUUCCGAGCCCCGGAUGAUCAGCCCGGUGCGCGUCCAAGAAAUAUUCUAAUUGACUGCGGCAAGACAUUUUAUGAAAGCGCAAUACAAUUGUUUCCCCGAUACGGCAUACGUGAAUUGGAUGCUGUUAUUCUGACACACGGACACGCUGAUGCAUGUUACGGCUUGGAUGAUUUGCGGCAGUGGACGCUCAACGGGGCUAUCCAGAACCGGAUCGACAUUUACUUGGCUUCCGAAACAAUGAACACUGUGCAAACCACCUUUCCCUUUCUAGUCGAUGCCAUUAAUGCUACAGGCGGUGGCGAUGUUGCCACCUUCAAAUACCACAUUUUUGAGGACAAUGCACCUUUUAGUAUCUACGGCCUAGACUUCAUGCCGUUGCCAGUUCAUCACGGUAUUUAUUUCACGACAUCUAAACCAUAUUAUUGCUACGGUUUCAACUUUGCCGGUGUCAGUUACAUUUCCGAUACCAAUCGCAUCCCUCAAGACACCAAAACACGGAUGCAAGGGAAAACCGACAUUUUUAUUAUCGAUUGUCUGCGUGGUAAGAUGACCAGAAAAGAAAGGAAUCAGACUGUUACCAUGGCUGCUUGCUAA